AAAUUAAUUUGUACGAAAUGGAAUGUGAAAGCAAGGAAAUACCAUCAGAAGAAGUAACUAAUGGCUCAGAACUCAAGGAAAAUGAAGAAGUCCAAAAUUUAAAAGAAGAAAACAAAGAGGCCGGCGAGGCGUAUGCUUACUUGGACAGAAACGAGUUUACCUCUGAGAUUUAUAAAAUAGAAGUUAAAAACCUGGGCUAUUUUGGCAUUGGUGAAUUCAAGAAAUUACUAAAGAACACCCUCAAACUGGACAUGACCAAAAUCAAGUCCCCAAAUCGUAAAGAAUUCGCUUUCGUUUGCUUCCGUACUUUGGAGGAUCAGCAAAGAGCCUUGGAGACUUUAAAUGGCUAUAAGUGGAAGGGAAAAGUCCUUAAGGCCAUCGCUGCCAAAGCCUCCGCCGAUCCACUCCAGAAAAAGCGGGCCGCCGAAGAUCAGGCCAAUAAUGGAAACCCAAAAAAGCAGCGAACCGCUAUAGAAGCCACUUGUCCACUGGCUGAGCUUCCAUACGAGGAUCAGGUCAGGCACAAAGCCGAGGAAAUGACUAAUCUAUUGAAGAAAUAUACUCAAGAGCUCUGGCGUCAUAAUCCACAGGCUAAAAAAACUGUGGAUAAAAUACAAUUUCACGGAGUUGUUCCCUCACCCACUGUCAAUGGUUAUCGCAACAAGAACGAAUUCACUGUGGGCAAGAAUUCCGAGGGAGAAAUAGUAGUUGGCUUCCGUUUGGGCUGCUACAGCGAUGGAUCCGUGGAAGUGGCCGGGGUGGAGGACUUGCCGCAUCUGCCAGAGCAAGCCAAGUGGGCAGCUCAGAGUUUCCAAAAACUGGUAAGGCAAUCCAAGUUCCUGCCCUUCAACCCCGAUGGAAAUUUGGGACAUUUCCGGCAACUGAUGGUCAGAUGCUCAAGGUCCACAGGGGAACUUAUGCUGGUGGCUGGCAUCUACUCCUCGAAUUUAGAUUUAAGCGAGCAGCGGGAGCUCAAAAAAGAACUCAAAACCUUCUAUGAAAACUGUGAGAAUGAGCCCUUUAAGUGCACUUCUUUGUAUUACCAAGAUGUCAAGCAUCGCGAAGCUGGGCAGAUGGUUAAUCCAGUGGAGCAUAUACUAGGAACCACCCACAUCACCGAUACAAUCCAGGGCCUUAAGUUCCGCAUCAGCCCACUGGCCUUCUUUCAAAUCAACACCGAAAGUGCCAACCUGCUCUAUCAGAAGGCCAUUGACUUGGUGGGUCCCACAAAGGACACUACCCUCUUGGAUAUUUGCUGUGGAACUGGUACCAUCACUCUGUCCUUUGCCAAGCACUGCCGGAAGGUUAUGGGCGUUGAGAUAGUACCAGAUGCCAUUAGAGAUGCCGAGUUCAAUGCCAUGGUGAAUGGCAUCACAAACAGCAAGUUCUACACGGGCAAUUCUGAUGAUUUCAUAAAGAGCAUGGUCAGAGAUGCUCUCUACGAGCAGGAACCGGGAAAGCCAGUUGAUCUCGUGGCUUUGGUGGAUCCUCCAAGAGCUGGGCUACAUAAUCGUUCAAUAACCGCAAUCCGAUCAGCAAGUGCUAUCAAGCGUCUGAUCUACGUCUCCUGCAAUCCGCACAGCGCCAAGCGGAACUUCAUCGAUCUGGCUAGACCGGAAUCGAAACACUACAAAGGAGAGCCCUUCUAUCCCAAAUCUGCCGUGGCAGUGGACAUGUUUCCCCACACCACCCACACUGAGCUGAUCAUUCUGUUUGAGCGUGAAACGAAGACAAAGCCGGAUGACACAGUGGCACCAUCACCAGCAGCGACAACCUCAGAUGAAAGUACAACGAACACACAACCUAAGGCCCCAGAACCUGAGGCAAUCGCAGGAGAGAAUAUUGCAUCUACGGUGUGACGCGGGUUCGUUGCCGGGUAGGCUGCUCGCGAUUUGCUAAGGCGUCUACAAACACCCAAACACCUCGAUUCCCGCUUAUCUGGUCCGAUGCUGUCAUCUAUCAUUGCCUCUUCUCUUUGUGCUGGCUGUUGCUUUGAGGUUUAUUGUUUUAAAUUGAUUUAAUUGUAUUUACGCUGUGCGACGGGGAGGAAGCGGCCGUGUGACUUCCUAUUUAGUAGUAGACUCUAAGUUUGGUGCCCAUUUAAACUCGACAUCCCAACAGUUUGGUUCGAGGCCUCCGCAAUAAGCGAGUGUUUGGUGUGAUAGGAAUCGUUGUAGAAAAGGUGUAGCCAGCCGCUGAUAAAAUCGCCUAGAAGUGCUUCAAGACCAACGCCCCCUCAAGGGUAAACUGCUGAACAACGACCCUGACAACGAUCAUUGAUCAUGCCCGACCAGGUACGAGAUGCUCAGCGUUUAUUAUAUAGACUCUUGAAAACAAAUGUGACAAUAUUUUAAAUAAGUUUUUAUAACACAAAGUUGAUAUAUGGAUUUAUCAAUGUGUGAUUAUUAAAUGAAUCAAAACUAGUUUGAUAAAA
Messenger RNA from Drosophila ananassae, 2434 nucleotides. Its product is annotated as tRNA (uracil-5-)-methyltransferase homolog A. Lineage: Eukaryota; Metazoa; Arthropoda; Insecta; Diptera; Drosophilidae. The record is from RefSeq and is a predicted model, not a curated record. The transcript has 4 exons. Gene Ontology annotation, molecular function: RNA methyltransferase activity; RNA binding. The coding region runs from base 18 to 1859 and encodes 613 amino acids. Gene Ontology annotation, biological process: RNA processing.